Molecule: messenger RNA, 2802 nt
Organism: Calypte anna (Anna's hummingbird)
Lineage: Eukaryota; Metazoa; Chordata; Aves; Apodiformes; Trochilidae
Gene: LONP1
Product: lon peptidase 1, mitochondrial
Exons: 18
Coding region: 67-2604 (845 amino acids)
Biological process (GO): mitochondrion organization; chaperone-mediated protein complex assembly; protein catabolic process
Cellular component (GO): mitochondrial matrix
Molecular function (GO): ATP-dependent peptidase activity; single-stranded DNA binding; ATP hydrolysis activity
Source: RefSeq, a predicted model, not a curated record
GCCGAGGACGGGAGCGGCGGGAGCGGAGGCGGCGGCGGAGCGGACGCUGGCGGGGCCGGGCCGGUCAUGACGGCGCUGACGCCGCUGAUGGUCCCGGAGCAUUUCCCCAACGUGCCUCUCAUCGCCGUGACCCGCAACCCUGUCUUCCCGCGCUUCAUUAAGAUCAUUGAGGUGAAGAACAAGAAGCUGGUUGAGCUGCUGAGGAGGAAAGUUCGUCUUGCCCAGCCUUAUGCUGGUGUGUUUCUUAAAAAGGAUGAUAACAAUGAGUCUGAUGUGGUGGAGGAUCUGAAUGAAAUCUAUCACAUGGGAACUUUUGUGCAGAUUCAUGAAAUGCAGGACCUUGGGGACAAGCUGCGUAUGAUUGUCAUGGGACACAGGAGGAUUCGGAUAACCAAGCAACUGGAGGUUGAGCCUGAGGAGCCUGAGAAUAAACAGAAAGUUAGAAGGAAACAGAAACGUUCUAAGAAAGAGACUGAAGAGGAGCCUGGAUCCAAGGACCAAGCUGUGGAAGUACUGGAUCCUGUAGCUGCUUCCUCUCAGGAAGUUCUGAUGGUAGAAGUAGAGAACGUGGUUCAUGAAGAUUUUCAGAUCACAGAAGAGGUUAAAGCACUUACUGCAGAAAUUGUCAAAACAAUCCGGGACAUCAUUGCCUUAAACCCCCUCUACAGAGAGUCUGUGCUCCAGAUGAUGCAGGCUGGGCAGCGUGUUGUGGAUAACCCUAUCUAUCUGAGUGACAUGGGUGCAGCACUGACAGGGGCAGAGUCACAAGAACUUCAAGACAUCUUGGAAGAAACCAGUAUUCCCAAACGUCUUUACAAAGCCCUUUCCCUGCUGAAGAAGGAAUAUGAGCUGAGCAAACUCCAGCAGCGCCUCGGGAGGGAGGUUGAAGAGAAGAUCAAGCAAACACAUCGUAAAUACCUUCUCCAAGAGCAACUGAAGAUCAUUAAGAAGGAGCUGGGGCUGGAAAAAGAGGACAAGGAUGCUAUAGAGGAGAAAUUCCGUGAGCGACUGAAGGACCUGGUGGUGCCAAAGCACGUCAUGGAUGUCAUUGAUGAGGAGCUGAACAAGUUGGGCUUGCUGGAUAAUCACUCCUCAGAGUUCAAUGUCACACGGAACUACCUGGACUGGCUGACAUCCAUCCCCUGGGGGAAGUGUAGUGAGGAGAACCUGGAGCUGAGCAGAGCCCAAGCAGUUCUGGAGGAAGAUCAUUAUGGGAUGGAUGACGUCAAGAAGAGAAUUCUGGAAUUCAUAGCAGUCAGCCAGCUCCGAGGAUCCACCCAGGGAAAAAUCCUUUGUUUUUAUGGCCCCCCUGGGGUUGGCAAGACCAGCAUUGCUCGUUCCAUUGCCAGGGCCCUCAACAGAGAAUAUUUCCGUUUCAGUGUUGGAGGGAUGACUGAUGUAGCAGAAAUAAAAGGACACAGGAGGACCUAUGUGGGAGCAAUGCCAGGGAAGAUCAUCCAGUGUCUGAAGAAAACCAAGACAGAGAAUCCACUUAUACUGAUUGAUGAGGUGGAUAAAAUAGGAAGAGGAUAUCAAGGGGAUCCAUCCUCUGCCCUUCUAGAGCUGUUGGACCCAGAACAGAACUCUAAUUUCUUGGAUCAUUACCUUGAUGUUCCUGUGGAUUUAUCAAAGGUCCUUUUUAUUUGUACUGCCAAUGUAACAGAAACCAUUCCAGAGCCACUGCGGGAUAGGAUGGAAGUGAUCAAUGUCUCAGGAUAUGUGGCAGAAGAGAAACUUGCAAUUGCAGAGAGGUACUUGGUCCCUCAAGCACGAGUUCUGUGUGGCUUGGAUGAAAAUAAAGCCAAAAUUACAUCAGAUGUCUUGACUGUCCUCAUCAAGCAGUACUGCAGAGAGAGUGGGGUGAGGAAUCUCCAGAAACAAGUAGAAAAGGUAUUGAGGAAAUCUGCCUAUAAAAUUGUGAGUGGGGAAGCAGAGAUGGUCCAAGUAACACCUGAGAACCUGCAGGACUUUGUGGGAAAACCAAUCUUCACCGUGGAUCGGAUGUAUGAAACCACUCCCCCAGGAGUGGUGAUGGGGCUGGCCUGGACAGCUAUGGGAGGUUCCACUCUGUUUGUUGAAACAUCCGUGAGGCGACCCAAAGAAAAGGAGAACAAGGAUGGGUCCCUUGAAGUAACAGGGCAGCUGGGAGACGUCAUGAAAGAGAGUGCCAGAAUAGCUUACACCUUUGCAAGAGCCUUUCUGAUGCAGAAGGACCCCAACAAUGACUUUCUCAUGUCUUCCCAUAUCCACUUGCACGUGCCAGAGGGAGCAACACCAAAAGAUGGACCCAGUGCAGGCUGCACCAUAGUCACAGCUUUGCUGUCCCUGGCACUGAACCACCCCGUGAGGCAGAACGUGGCCAUGACUGGAGAAGUGUCACUAACUGGGAAAAUCCUUCCUGUUGGUGGAAUCAAGGAGAAGACCAUUGCAGCAAAGAGGGCAGGUGUGACCUGUAUCAUCCUCCCCUCAGAAAACAAAAAGGAUUAUUAUGACCUUGCUGGAUUCAUUACAGAAGGACUGGAAGUGCAUUUUGUUGAGCACUACAGAGAGGUGUUUGAUAUAGCAUUUUCCCAGCUGGGUUCCACUGGAGGAUUUGCAACGUGAGGGACAGACUGUGUUCCAGCCAUCCCUGCUCUCCAGGAAUGAGGUGAUCCUGGGGCAAUCCUGAGGUGGGACAUGGAGCUAUUGCUGCUGAGCAGCUGCUGAGCUGAUUUCUGGCUUUGGUAGAAUAAAGUAUUUCUCACUCUUUAAUAUUAUGAUUCACAUUAAAUAUUUCCAAUAAAGUGGUGAAAUUUUACCUAA